AUGCGGUGGAAGUGGAUUGUCCUUUGUACGACCGAGCAGACAGUGUGUUGUGUUGACGGGCAAACAUUGACAGACUGCGCGUGUUACGGUAACGACCCCAGCGUGGACUCCGUGUUCGCAGACUGUUCCGCUUCCGGUGGACGGUUGACUCUCACAUCUGUCUUCCGUGGCGCAAAGCUUAACAGUUUAAGCUGCCCGAAUCCUGCCAGUGAUGUCGAUCGAGACGAAGCCAAAUGUUGCACGUACAACGCCAACGAUGACUGCAAAAUCGAUUUGACCUCCGCCGACGUGCCGAACGUGUACUCUGACUGUACCGGAAGUAGCACGUGCACGGAGCAGGUCACUUGGAUGCAGACUACCGGUCAAUGUCCACAGAAUGUAAUGUCCUUCACUAACUACAUGUGCAUCGAUUACGAGUGUCUACCCACUACAGACGAGCUCGGCUUCUGUGAUGCUGCAGGAACAACGUUGACCUCCACCACCGCAUACAUAGCAGACGACAAUUAUCCCGCCGGAAUCUCACACACAGACUGUUGUGCAUGCGUGUUUACCGCUUCCGCCAAUUCCGCGACCAUUACAAUAGAAGUCAUAGAGAUGACGCUUUAUGACGUGACGACCACUUGCAAUCAGAGUAUUUUGAUAGAAUCAGGCACGAACACGUAUACUUACAAUUGCACCCAUAAUACAGACUACACAAUUCAGACGUUACUAACGGUAACCAGUACGGCAACGGUGACGUUGAAAAAUGACGCCACGAGUGUCGGCAAUGGUCGGGUAUGGAUGAGAGCAACAGUAUCUAACGGCGGUCUGACGACUACGUGCGGAGCGGUGAGCACGUGUCCAGGUGACGUCACAACCACGACAACAGCGACGGCGGGGGAAGCGGACUCCGAGACCGCCACCACGACUGUUGAGUCGACUGCGACAACGGAGAAGACGCUGAUAUUCGGUUUAUCAGUGACGGUGUCGGCAGUGCUUAUCAGUCUGGGGUUUAUUAUUCUAGCCCUGCUUUUCGUCCUCACCUGCAUACUCUGUUACCUCAUGGGAAAGAAAAAGAAGAAAAAGAUUAACAUAGAUGGUUCAUCAGUAAUGACGGUUGCGCCAGUCAUCGGCAAUGAGUAUCGACAGAUGCCGACAAAUCCGGAGAGACCCGAGCGUUCCCGAAGAUCAGUGCCGAAAGUCGCCGAUGUUCCUCCGCCGUAUUCGGAAAUUAACGACGGCAUUCAGAACAGCACGGCGCCGUACUCGACAAAACUCGGAGACGGUUAUGGAAAGUCUUCUGCUAUGAGCCGACCGUCUGCCCGAAACGGCAUGUUUGUGUACAGACAAUAUGAAAACCGGAACCUGACUCAUGAUUAUAAUGAUGGCUACCAUUUCCCAAGGGUAGUGUCGCCUUAGUGUACGAAAACAGUGUUUAAACGCCUUUAUUAUUGAAUCUUUGAAGAUCAAUUUUUCUUGAACAAAGACCGCCUUCAUGUCGGGAUCCGGUCUGCUAUUUCGUAGAAAUUGACAUGCAGUUUACAAAUCGCAUAUUUUAUCGCGUUUGCAUAUCGUUUGAACAAUUCGAACGGUGUUGUUACACGUUAGGAAGAAUCAACACCGUCACGUGUCAUAUGCCAACGGAUAAAAUUCCAGGUUGCACAUUGAAG
Mya arenaria is the source of this 1649-nucleotide messenger RNA. RefSeq lists its product as uncharacterized. The transcript is spliced from 7 exons. The record is from RefSeq and is a predicted model, not a curated record. The coding region runs from base 1 to 1398 and encodes 465 amino acids. Lineage: Eukaryota; Metazoa; Mollusca; Bivalvia; Myida; Myidae.